AUGCUCUUCUUGCUCAUGCUGGUCUCCCUUCAUAAUUAUGACACAGAGAUAGCAUACCCUGAUGACUUCCUUAAGCAAGAUCUGGGGGUGUGUCUUCAAAGUCUGAUGAAUGGAACCGCGAUCUAUGGUUCGUGUCUUUUCGUUUUGCAAGGAUUCAGUCCUAAUCUUGAAAAUCCCCUUUGUGCAAGCUUUCAGGGAGAGAUCCUUCUCCACUUCCUGACGUCGAAUCGUGAUCAAAUUUUGGUAAUGCUGGAUUCGUACAACGAUACUAUGCUUAUUGAUUUCUUCUCAUGGCACGAUGACGACUCACACCGCAAUUUGUGUGAUGUCUCCUACAAGUCAGGCGUUCAUAUAUCUGUCUCGAGCGCUACUUCUCAGCUACUUGCGUCCCGACAGAUUAUGACGUUGAAGGUCGACAGUUAUAAUUAUCGGGAUUGUUUUUCCAACGACCAAACUCUCGAUAUCCUCAUGGAGAAGUCCCGAGUUGUGUUUCUUGCCCAGCUGCACCCGUCUUACAAGUGCUCCAUGAUACCUAUGAGUGCAAUCAUAGACCAUCACCUCACCCUCAUAUAUCUGGACAGCUCCACCAACAAGCUCAGAAAGUUCUUGCAGAAAUCUAUCAAGCCCACGUCUUCUAUCCUGACCGAUGCGCUGGUUACUUUUCAUUGUGAAGAUGAGUGCACCUCCAACUACUACUCUCUUGUUAGCAGUCCGUUUGUUUUCCUGUACAUGACCUUCAACAUUUCUCUUGGAAACAAGUAUGCAAUCUUGACUAAUCGGCUUUUCGGCUUACGCACGGUUAACUACUAUGAUUGCUUCUCCAAUGUUCGAGUGGUAAUAUCAACAAAGACUAUCUCUGUCUACAUAUCUAGGACCAUCUCUGCAGCCUGUCCCUUCACUAAGACUCAUGACAAUGUGCCCAUUUACUCCUUGUCGCCAGAGCUUCUGAUAUUUGGUUUUAAGAGCCCAUUAGAGCCCGCGCGAUUCGUGUCCCCAGUUGCACUAAACUUGGUAGACGGCAAAGGGGUGCUUGUAUACAACUGCUCGACAUGCAUAUCGAUGAUUCACAAGGGAAAGACGACGCUGAGAGUCGCCGAAGAACUAUUUCAGUCAUCACUUAUCUCUGACUUUAUUUUGGCAAUGCACCUAGGCGGCGGCUCCAUAGAUAUAGCUAGGUACCUUGUCAACAUUGUUGAACUGGUCGACUGGGACACAGCGUCUGUUACUGUGACAUCCUUCAUGUUGAUGUUUAACGCGUCUAACACUAUCCUGCGUGAAAACAGCGCCAUAGGUACUGAUUGCACUCACAUCCGGCUAAUCUUCGCCCCGAAUCGUAAGAUUUUUCAGGAUAUUUUCUUUGAGAGUAUCGAAAAAGAAAACAUCACAGUUCUCAUGCCUUUACAGAAGCAAACUGAGUCACUCUUUGCGAGCAUGAGAUGUUUAAUUUCAUCUUCUUCCACCACGGCCACAACCAGUGAUUUGUGUCAAACUAUAAUAAGUAAUUUGAACUCACAGGCUAGCAUGGUAUAUUACCAGCUCAUGAACAACACUAGAGCCUGUGGAAAGGUAUAUCCCAUAGACGAGAUUAUAAUAAGCAAUAUAUUCGGGCCCAACUUCAAGCUGUAUGGGAUUGUUUUGGGGGUGUUCUUUAUGGCCAUUACUUUUCUUUUUGUGUGCCUCAUCGCUGUUGAGCGACAUAACAGCGUCAGCAAACCACAAGAGCCUCAAGAGUUUUCAAAUUCUUAA
Giardia duodenalis is the source of this 1746-nucleotide messenger RNA. RefSeq lists its product as uncharacterized. The transcript has a single exon. Lineage: Eukaryota; Fornicata; Diplomonadida; Hexamitidae. The coding region runs from base 1 to 1746 and encodes 581 amino acids. The record is from RefSeq and is a predicted model, not a curated record.